AGAUACAGAUACAGAUACAGAUACAGAUACAGAUACAGAUACAGAUACAGAUACAGAUACAGAUACAGAUACAGAUACAGAUACAGAUACAGAUACAGAUUGUCAUUCUAUUAAGACUGAUACUUUGUGGCAAGAUUUAUAAACAUUAAUUAUAGAACAUAAUAUUUCACAUUAUACUGCAAACAAAUUAUUGAAAAUUCUUAGAAAACAUGGUAAUACAAAUUUACCUUGUGACGUAAGGAGUUUAGUUAACACGCCACGAAACGUGUCUGUAAAAAUGAAGGUUAUGGGCGAUGGCCAUUAUGCACAUUUUGGUAUUUUCCAUGCUCUCGAGCGAUCUAUAAAAGUAUAUUCCAAAUUUAUAACAGAAAAUAAAAUAAAAUUAAACAUCAAUAUUGAUGGUUUACCUAUCUCUAAAAGUUCCGGUAGUCAGUUUUGGCCCAUAAUGGCAUCCAUUGAAGAAAUAAAUGUUUAUACAUCAUCAUUUAUAAUUGGCGUGUAUCACGGUAUGCGUAAACCAAGUAAUCCUAAUGAAUUUCUUACGGAUUUUGUUAAUGAUUUCCUCCUACUUAAUCGAAAUGGUAUAACUAUUUCCAAUAAAAAAUAUAUAGUUUCUUUCAAUGCAAUCUUGUGUGAUGCUCCGGCUAGAUCUUUUAUAACAUGUACUAAAGGCCAUACAGGAUACUUCGUAUGUUCAAAAUGUGUUCAAAAAGGCGAUUUUGUACAUAAUCGAGUAAUUUAUUCAGAAACCCAUAAUGCUUUACGUACAAAUGAUACAUUUAAAAAACGUGCACACAUUGAACAUCACACAGGUGAUUCUAUUUUAGAAAACCUUUCUAUUGGCAUGGUGUCUCAAAUUCCACUUGACUAUAUGCAUCUUGUUUGCCUUGGUGUUAUGAAAAGAUUAUUACAAAUAUGGUUAAAAGGAAAUAAAAAUGUACGAUUAUCAAUAGACAAUGUCCAUAAAAUUUCCAGUCAUUUAAUAUCAAUGAAGCCUUACAUUCCAAUUGAGUUUGCAAGAAAACCUAAAGGUUUAUACGAUGUCGAUAAAUGGAAGGCCACCGAAUUUCGUCAAUUUUUACUGUAUAUUGGAAUUGUCAUUAUGAAAUUAAUAUUAUCUCCGAUGUUGUACAAUCACUUUCUUUGCCUUAGUGUUGCUAUAAGGAUUUUAAUAGAUCCGUAUCUAUGUGUGAAGUUCAAUGCUUAUGCUAAUUCCUUAUUAUUAUGGUUUGUUUCUCACUAUGGAGAAUUUUAUGAUGAGAAAUAUUUUUCGUAUAACGUCCAUAAUAUUCUUCAUCUUGCUAAUGAUGUACAAACUUUGGUUCCUUAGAUAAUUUCAGUUGUUUCAAGUACGAAAACUAUAUGCAAAAAAUAAAAAAGAAACUACAUAAAUGUGGAAAACCUUUGCAGGAAUUGUCCAAUCGUAUAUCUGAAGAAUUACAGCUUCCGAUUCAUAAAUGUCACAUAAAGCAAUAUCCAAUUGCUGUUUAUAAAAAAAAUGAAAUUUCUUAUUUACAGUUUGAUAGUUUUAAAAUUUCAAGAAAGAAAUUCGAUAACUGCGCGUUACUUGAUGACAAUUCUGUUAUUUAUGUUUUAGAUAUAUUGCAAGAUAAUUGCGUAUUAUCUAUCCGUGCACGUCUUUUACAUCCACAAUCUUUUUUUACAGUUCCGUGUGAUUCAAAAAAGUUAUGUAUAUUUUUGAUAACUAGCAGUACUAUUUCAGAUAUUAUAAAAGUUCCAGCAACGCGAAUAAAACGAAAAUGUUUAAAAUUAAAACAAUAUAACAAAGUUGAUUCUUCUGUCGUGAUACCGCUUUUACACGCCAAUAAUUAGAUUGACGAUAAAUAGAGGCACAUUGAUUUCUUUACCUUUUUAAUGUCGGAAUAGUUAUAUAAAAAAUGAUUAAAUAAUAUAUGUAUUGCCUGAAUCUUAGUUUUUAUAAGAUAAAUACUGUAAAAAUGGCAAAAUCUAUGGGGAUUUUUAAAAAAUUGAAGAAUAACAAAAAUUAGAAAGUGGAUUUAUAGAAUAGAAUGGAGUUUGAUAGAAGAAAAACAAAUAAAAAGUACGCGGUUGUGAAAUUCCUAUCGGAUUGUACUUAUUCUGAAAUUCCAACGCUGUGGCUUAUACAAGAAGGAAAUACUCAGGAAUGCUGGUGGCCACCUCGUACUGCAAAUACUCCUUUAUUGAUGACAAAUUAUACAUCUCCGAAUUAUGACACAUGGGAUCGCUACGAAAUCGAAAUAAUAAAAUAUUGUACAUGUCUGGAAUCGGCAAGAAAAAGUGCAGCAGAUGCCACAUAUAAUACAACGGAUGAAGAAAGAUUGGGGCGAGGAAAGAGGCAGCAUAUACCAUACCAUCGAUUCAGCAGUGAUGAAGAUGAGUCCCAUGAAGAGGAAAAACAGAAGAAAAUGAGGAAGAAACAAUCAUAUUCUGCUAUUCCUGCUACACCUGAAAAUUUUGCCUUGAGCUAUGAACGUUCCAAUGAAGAUACAAAUACGAAUAUAUAUGAUAUACAUCAAAAUGAAAUGCGUUCAAAGCACGGUAUAUGUCAUUAUCAUAUAUAA
Molecule: messenger RNA, 2564 nt
Organism: Formica exsecta
Lineage: Eukaryota; Metazoa; Arthropoda; Insecta; Hymenoptera; Formicidae
Exons: 4
Coding region: 2031-2564 (177 amino acids)
Source: RefSeq, a predicted model, not a curated record